UGGUGUCCAACUAACACAUUUUGUUACUAUUAUUCCUUUCUUCCUAAUUCUGCAUAAACAAAAAAUACACACUGUAAAUUCUCCAUUUUUCUUCCAUUUUUUUUUUUACCAAUCUACUAUUUCAUGGCAUCCACUGGUCACACCAAUCUCAAUGCAAAACUCGUAUUGUUAGGUGACAUGGGAGCUGGUAAAUCAAGCUUGGUUAUACGAUUUGUAAAGGGCCAAUUCCUUGAAUUCCAAGAAUCGACGAUCGGAGCGGCUUUUUUUUCGUCUACACUGGCGGUUAAUAAUGCUACGGUGAAGUUUGAGAUAUGGGAUACUGCUGGGCAGGAGAGGUAUCAUAGCUUAGCGCCUAUGUACUAUAGAGGAGCUGCAGCUGCUAUUAUUGUCUAUGAUAUCACUAGCUCGGAUUCAUUUGCAAGGGCAAAGAAAUGGGUGCAAGAAUUGCAGAAGCAAGGUAAUCCUAACAUUAUCCUGGCUCUUGCUGGAAACAAGGCUGAUCUAGAAGAUAAAAGGAACGUUCCUGCAGAAGAGGCACGCUUGUAUGCGGAGGAAAAUGGCCUCUUUUUCAUGGAGACCUCCGCCAAAACUGCUGUGAAUGUCAAUGAUAUUUUCUAUGAAAUAGCUAAACGGUUGCCUACAGCUCAACCCCCUCAAAAUCCAGCUGGAAUGGUUCUUGACAGACAAGCAGAAGGAUCCCGAGCUGCAUCAUGUUGUACUUGAAGAUCAUUGUCGUUCAUAAAUUCAUUGAACCUUUUCCUAAUCCUUGUCUGGAGUUCACUUGUUCUUUCAUGCUGUGCUUGUACUGAACAUGAAGUCUGGAAAUGGGAGUGGCAUGGUUCAUAGGGAGAGAGAUAUAGAGAGUAGAAUAUGUAAACCAUAUAUUCAGAAGUUCCCUUCAUGGAGCAAGCUAUUGUAUGGAGCACCUGAAUUAAUGCACAUUGGUUUGGUCCUCGCCUCAUGCUCCUUGUUUCUUUCCUGUUCUAUUUUGUAAAUGAUUCUAAUUUCCAUCGACCUCUUCAUUUCCAACCUGAUCAUUAAUAUUGAUAAAUGGACGCUGUUACUCCUUAAA
This is a messenger RNA of Lycium barbarum (goji berry), 1072 nucleotides long. RefSeq names its product ras-related protein RHN1-like. The record is from RefSeq and is a predicted model, not a curated record. NCBI's taxonomy places the organism in Eukaryota, Viridiplantae, Streptophyta, Magnoliopsida, Solanales, Solanaceae. The transcript has 7 exons. Gene Ontology annotation, molecular function: GTPase activity; GTP binding. Bases 124 to 723 code for a protein of 199 amino acids.